AUGAGUUUCCAAGCACCAUAUAAGCCACCGGAAUACUACCGACAGAGCCAAACCCCAGUCAGCAUACAAGGAGAGCAGAGACCAGCGACGCACACACAGCCAACGUCUCUUGCAACGCCACUGCCUCAAGAUUCCUAUAAUAAUUAUUACCGCAAUGAAAUCAAUAGCAACAGAACGAACAAUGAAGCAACUGCUAUCUUUGCGCCAGUACUCUCAGAAGUUCUCUCAGAGGAUCCCAUGCAGCAGAUUGAAUACCGUGGGACAGGGGCUAGAAUUGAGGACAAUGAAUUUCAGGAUCUGGAUUUGGCUUUCUUGGAUAACUCGAUGAGAGGCACCUGA
This is a messenger RNA of Penicillium waksmanii, 339 nucleotides long. RefSeq lists its product as uncharacterized. NCBI's taxonomy places the organism in Eukaryota, Fungi, Ascomycota, Eurotiomycetes, Eurotiales, Aspergillaceae. Bases 1 to 339 code for a protein of 112 amino acids. The record is from RefSeq and is a predicted model, not a curated record. The transcript has a single exon.